CGGGUCCUCGCCCUGGACUGGCCGUUCAGAAUGGCGAGUCCAGAGCCCACGGGCACGUUUAACCUCACGCUGGGCGUACUGAGCCCAUAGCGGGCGGGUGUCCUGGCGCGCGCUGCCCUGUCCAGUCUCGCGACUCUUCCGACCUUUUUCAUCGGCUGAGGGUCCCGGGGGAGUCGGGGAAAUCUCCAUCGGGACCCGGCGGAAAUAGACUUUGGAAGGAAGGGAGAAAGGCGAUGGCGGCCCCCAAUUCGCCGCCUCCGUGAGGUCUGAGCUAAGUGCGCUCCUUCGUAGUGAGCCGAAAUCGGGACGGCGGAACGUCCUGGGCAUUCCUUGCGACCCUGGCUCCGAGUGGUCGCUUUAGAUGGCUCUCUUCAUCACAAGACCAUUAAAACUGGCCUGAAUCAUCUCAUCGUUGAAAAGAACCACAUCCAUCAGAAUUGAUGAUCACAUAAUUUUGCUGUUGCCCUGUGCAGUGAUCUCCUGGUUCUGCUCAUUUCAUUUAGCAUCAGUUCAUGAGAUGAAAAAUGGCAAGUCCAGAUCCACCUGGACAGAAGAUACUAAAAGCUAAAAAGACCAUGCCUACAAGUUGUCGGAAACAAAUACAUACUUUGCAUAAAUCAGGAAAUAUUGAGCUCCUGAAAACAGUAGAUAAGAAUAAUGUACAUGGUGGAAAUCAGCAGUUAAACACUGAUGUCAUACAUAUGAAAAAUGAAAGUUCUGAUGUGAAAAGUUUCUUAUUGGACUUAAGAAGAAAAGGCAUACUCCCUCAGGAAAAGGAAAUGUGUCCUCAAAAUUUAGCAAUAACACUAAAAACAGUAAAGAGCAACUCAAAGAUGAACUUUGUCAAUAAACAAGUUAUUGAUCCAAACAGCGGGCCAAGUGAAACAGAAAAUUCUUGCAAGAAGUUUUAUAUCCAAGACUUACGUGACUCACAGCAAACUUCUUGUGGUUCUGAACAAAAAAUAAAUGAAAAAAGGUUUUCAUUUGAGCAAGUUAAAGUUAAUUUAAAUCUAAAACCAACCAGCAGUCCAUCUGGUCCAUUGAAUGGUUUAAUUGACAAGUCAGAUUAUAUAUUAGGUAAUUCUGUAGAAAAAGCUUUUAAUGAUAUUGGGAAUGGUAAAGAAAAUAAUCAAGUAGGUUCCAGGCUAGACGUGACCUCACUAUCAGAAUCACAUGUCUCACAGCAGAAUGAAGCUAUUUCAGUUGUAAAUUCAAACUCUCAUCUUAUGUUUAACAAGACUUCUGAUUUGAAAAAAAUGAUUCAGGCCAGGAAAGAUACUAGUGAUAUUUUGAAGACACAAGAAUACAAUCAAACUGAUCUUUCAAACACUAUAGACUGUGGGAAUACAGUCUCAACUUGUCAUUCAUCAUUUGACACUAAUGGCAGCAGCACCUCAAAGAAAAGAGUACUUUCAGGAAACAAAGAGAAUGUUAAGCGCAUGAAAAUUUCAAAUGAAGUUAAUGAGAACAUUUGUAUUGUGGGGAAAGAAAGCUCAUUGUUUGAACAGGUUAAAUGCUUGAUUCAACAGGAAGUCUGCGUUAUAAAUUACAAAGUAUUUGACCAUAAGCUGAAGGAACUAAAUGAGCGAGUUGACAAGACGCAGUGCAGAAAAAAGCACGAAGCAAUAGCUAUCGAACUUCUUAAAAAAAUAUCAAAACUUGAUAAAUGUAUUAAAGCUGCAUUAACACUUCAGAAGAUUGGAUUAGAAUCAAAUAUACCUGCCUGCAAGGUCACAAAAUCAAAGACUGUCAUAUUGAAUAAGAAUCAGGCUGAGAGGGACAACCCAAGUAUGAAAUUGACUUCUUUGAACAUGAAGUCAUCCAGACCUUCAGAACGCUCUAUUGAUGAAGCAAAGCAAAAGAAUAAUGUGACUUCAGAUUGUGUUGAAGUUGUGUCUGAAAGUAAAAAUACUGAUGUUAUGCUGAUUUCUGAGGAAAAUGAUCAUUUGAAAGCUCCAGUAACAAGUACAACAGUCAUCAUGAGUUCAAAGAAGGUUAAUGAUACCACUCAGAAGAAAAGGAAGUUAGUGAGAACCACGAUAGAACAAAAAAAAGAGAUAAUAAUGAAGUAUGAGCAUGGUAGCUGUGUGUCUAAGCUCUCUGCUGAGUACAAAAUGCCUAGAACAACAGUCUCUUCGAUAGUAAAAAAUAAGGAAGCUAUUAAAGGAGCCAGUGUUGCUAGAGGUGUGAAGGCUGUGACUAGGCAAAGGUCACAAACAUUGGAAGAAGUGGAGAAAUUGUUGUACAUUUGGAUUAAUGAAAAACAGUUAGCGGGUGAUAGUAUUUCUGAGGCACUAAUUUGCAAGAAAGCAAAACAAUUGCAUACUGAUCUGUUAAAAGACAAGCCUGGAACAAGUGAUGACAGCAGUAAAGUGUUUAAAGCCAGUCAUGGAUGGUAUAAUAAAUUUAAAAAGAGGAUCGGCAUUCUUAGUAUGGUGAGGCAUGGAGAGACAGCCACCGCCAACAAAAAAGCUGCUGAAACCUUUGUCGGUGAGUUUAGAGACUAUGUAAAGGCUGAGGGUUUUAUUCCCCAACAAGUCUUCAAUUGUGAUGAGACUGGUUUAUUUUGGAAGAAAAUGCCUAACAAAACCUACAUCACUCAAGAAGAGAAGGCAUUGCCAAGGCAUAAACUCAUGAAGGAUAGACUAACUUUGUUGCUGUGUGGGAAUGCUAGUGGGGAUUUAAAACUUAAGCCUCUACUAGUCUAUUAUAAUGAAAACCCCCAUGUUUUCAAGGGAGAAAAUGUGAUAAAAAGCAAGUUAAGUGUAAUGUGGAGGACCAAUAGAAAAGCCUGGGUAACCAGGCAGUUCUUCAUUGAAUGGAUGAAUGAAGUAUUUGGCCCCAGUGUAAAAAAAUAUUUGCAGGAAAAGGAACUACCUCUGAAGGCUCUGUUAAUAAUGGACAGUGCUCCUGCUCAUCCUCCAGGCUUGGAAAAUGACUUGCUGGAGGAAUUUAACUUUAUAACUGUGAAGUUCUUACCCCCUAACACAACUCCUCUGCUCCAGCCCAUGGACCAGCAGAUCAUCUCAAACUUUAAAAAACUAUAUACCAAGGCCCUCUUCCAGAAGUGCUUUGAAGUGACUUCAGAUACUGAGUUGACACUGAGAGAGUUUUGGAAGGACCAUUUCAAUAUCCUCCACUGUGUCACUCUGAUAGAUAAGGCCUGGCAUACAGUUUCUUACAAAACCAUGAACUCUGCCUGGAGGAAAUUGUGGUCAGAAGCUGUAACUCCAAGGGACUUUGAAGGCAUUGGGGCUGACCUGAGCCCAGUAGUGGAAGACAUUGUGUCUCUGGGAAAGUCCAUGGGCCUGGAGGUCAGUGAUGAAGACAUUGAAGAGUUAGUGAAAGAGCACAGAGAAGAGCUCAGCACUGAGGAGUUACAGGAACUUCAAAGGGAGCAACAACAGAUAGUGGCUGAGAAACUUUCUUCAGAUGUCGGAAAAAUGGUAUUGGCAAAUUCAAAUGAUUCAGUUGGUUCUAAAACUAAAUCUCAGGCUUCAAGGGAAAAAAGGAAGCUUGAGGAUUUGGUGAUUGACCUGACGGAAGAAGCAACAUCAGUGGAAGUCCUGGAAUUGCCUGUGGCAACCAAAGAAAACUUGAAGGAAAAGAACUUAGUGGCACAAGAUUCAACACAGGUCACGGAAUCAUUUGAACACCUUCCUUCACUACCAGAGCUACCCCAAAAUCCUCUUCUCACAGGAUCCAGUGACACUCUUCCUCCCCAGAAGUUUGAGCUAAGGCUGAAACAAGUACUCAAGCCAAAAGGCAUAGCACUGACGUGGAACACGUCUCAUAUUAAUCCCAGGUGUGCCCCUGUGGAAAGCUAUCACCUCUAUGUAUGCCAUGACAAUACCCUUAACAAGAGCAAAAUAACUUGGAAGAAAAUAGGAGAAAUUAAAGCUUUACCUCUCCCAAUGGCGUGUACUUUAUCUCAGUUCUUGUCUUCUGGUUCAUAUUAUUUUACUCUACAAGCAAAAGAUAUUUAUGGAAGAUAUGGACCUUUUUGUGAUAUCAAAUAUGUCCACAGAUUCUCUAAAGAUAAAGAUCCAUAAGUCCUUCCUACAUAAGACAUAUUUUGUAAGAAGCUAGGCCCUUUCACAUCCAAGUUGUUUGUUCUUUGUCAUCGGUAUUCCAAUAGUAGCCUCAAAGUUCACGUGGUGUUUAACUGGCCAGUUCUUAAUUGUGAAUCCUCUGUUUUAGAAAUUUUCAUCAUCUCCAGUGCUUUGUAAAGGGCUCAGUCUAUGAUUGAUAUUCAACAGUGCAUCUUCUAAAAGGGAUGAAAUGACAUGUGUGAGGUAUAUGUUAAAGAUAAUGCUUUUUUCCUUGUUGAUAGUGUUUGGGAUAUGUAAAUAUGUUAGAAUUAACUAGUUCAGAAAAACAUCUAAUCAUAUAGUUAAAAUAGAACUUUGUACAUGAUGCAUUUCAUUAAAGUUUUCUUAAAUUGCAUUUAUGUUCCACAGAGUGCUGUUUUCGUUUUAUAAAACAUCUGUUAAACUUUUUUUUACUGUAUUAUAAUCAUAUCAGAAAAUUGUCUGGAGGAAUUUUUGUAAUUGUCUAUAGUUGUAUAGAAUACAAAUUAUUAAACUUUGUGCUGUAUACAUAAAACAUUAAGUACUUUUUUUUAAAAUAAGUUUAGAUCAUGAAAUUUAAUUUAAUUCUUAUCUCUUGUUAAAUUUGGUUCCAGAUGUGGAAUUCUACAGUCAUUUGGACUCUGUCUUUAAAUAUUAGACCGUAUUUUUUUGGUGUAACCAUAAAACCACCUCUAUUCUGAUUUUCUUACCAUCACCCAUGCCAAAUAGGGUUAAAAGUAUAGUCCACCACAACCCUAACAGAUCAAGGUUGUGAGCCACAGAGAUCUUUGGAUCAAUAAAAUUGAGAAAGAACAUUUUAGGUAUUUUGGUUGCCCUGAGAAUUUGAGAUAAAAUGUAUGAAAUAUAAAUAGUUCUUUCAACAAACAUUAGUUAAAGGAAAUUUUGCCGUCUGGUGUUAAUUGUGUUCAUUAAUAAAGAGUUUCCCCCAUUG
This is a messenger RNA of Antechinus flavipes (yellow-footed antechinus), 5022 nucleotides long. RefSeq names its product activating transcription factor 7 interacting protein 2 (gene ATF7IP2). The transcript is spliced from 13 exons. NCBI's taxonomy places the organism in Eukaryota, Metazoa, Chordata, Mammalia, Dasyuromorphia, Dasyuridae. Gene Ontology annotation, cellular component: transcription regulator complex; nucleus. The record is from RefSeq and is a predicted model, not a curated record. Gene Ontology annotation, biological process: regulation of DNA-templated transcription. Gene Ontology annotation, molecular function: DNA binding; transcription coregulator activity; protein binding. Bases 525 to 4052 code for a protein of 1175 amino acids.